AGCAUCAACUUAUGGCGCGUCUGAGUCGCGGGUGUCUCCGAUGCAGACAGCGUGGCGUCCGCUGCGACGAAGGUCGGCCCUCAUGCCGACGAUGUAUCAAUCGCAGUGAAGUCUGUGAGGGAUAUCGAGAUGAGGCAUCCCUCAUCUUUCGCUAUGAGACCGACAAAGUGAUUGAGCAUGCCCGCGCCUCACAAGCGCAAGCGCAUUCCCCGGCCAGCUCGAAGGCCUCUUCACAAGCUUCGAGGAAACGCAGCAAUUCCUUUUCGUCUCCAGCCAAGAAUCUAGAUCCCUCACGGCUGGCUCCUGGAGAGAAUAGUGGUCUCAAGCUCAAGAACCCCCAUCCGUGGCUGCUUAAAGAGCUGCCAUCCGAGAGGGCACCUCCAGUCGAAGAGCAAGCCGUUGAUAGUUUUAUGGAAAAGUAUGUCAUUUAUCCAUGCAACCAGACAUCUUCUCCUGGAUUCCUGGAACAUUUGCCCAGCAUGUUCAAAGAAGUCAAUGUCACUGGACGAUACGCCUUGAGAUGGGCUGUAAGAGCCGCUUCGUAUGCCGAUCUCUCAAAAGAUCAGAAUAAUGACAUCCUUGUGAUGAAGGCGUUACAGUGCUACGGCAUGGCACUUUCUGCCUUGGGAGAAUCGCUUGCUGAGCCGGGAAAAGUCCCAGAUGAUUAUGAUCUAAUGACCGUGGUUAUUCUUGAUAUUUUUGAAACCUUAUACACUCCCAAUGAAGCUGCCAAAGGAUCACAUGCUCAAGGAAUGGCGCAGAUCCUACGAUUGCGAGGCUCAGACUUGGUUUACAACUCAAGAGGCUGGAGUCUUUUUCGACUUGCUCAUCACAGGAUCCAACAACAGCAGCUGGCAUUUGACAUGCGUCCAAAUUCGGAUACAACAAGUUGGCUAAAUCAGCUCAAUGAAAACGAGCCUUAUGUCCGUCUUGAAAAGAACGCCGACUCAAUCAACGAUACGUGCAAGCGUGCGCGAACGCUCUUGACUCUGAUCAAUGCUGGUGGCUUGCUAGCCUCCACUAUAGUCGAAAUGAUUCAGGAGCUGCAUAUACUUGACCAAUCAGCUGUUAGCUGGCGGCAGACAUCAGAGUGGUCAUUCAAGAACCUGGCAGUAUCAGAAAGGUCGGAUCUUGAACCCGCAGCGAAUGGGAUCACAGACACGAUCCAGCUACAUUCUGAUAUAUGGAUGGCCUACGAAUGGGAUUAUCACAGAGCAGCUCGCAUUACCUUCUUGGAGCAGCUUCUAAAAUGUUCAAAGGCCGCUCUGGACACUCCAGACCUAGAUGUGGUGGAAGAGAAAACACUCACUGACACCAUCACCGAGUGUACCUCAACGAUCCAGUGGCUCGCGGACGAGAUUCUAUCGACAGUACCUCAGUCUUUUGGUGAUGUCGACCAUAUGGGCAGGCUAUAUGACACCAAAAAUGGCCCGCCACGAUGUCGUGGCAUUGGCGGGUAUCUUCUUCUCUGGCCAAUAAAGACUGUCAAGGCUCAAUUAUCUGCCACGACAUUGGAGCAGAAAGAACGUGGGGGAAGAGUAUUUGAACGGAUUCGAGACUACACUGGGAUGAAAUCUACACUUGGUGAUAUGAGCAUCAUAUAAUCCUAUCUAGCUCUCGAGUCUAUUACAGCAAAUUACCGCAUC
Mollisia scopiformis is the source of this 1646-nucleotide messenger RNA. RefSeq lists its product as uncharacterized. Gene Ontology annotation, biological process: regulation of DNA-templated transcription. The record is from RefSeq and is a predicted model, not a curated record. The transcript has 3 exons. Bases 12 to 1604 code for a protein of 530 amino acids. NCBI's taxonomy places the organism in Eukaryota, Fungi, Ascomycota, Leotiomycetes, Helotiales, Mollisiaceae. Gene Ontology annotation, molecular function: DNA-binding transcription factor activity, RNA polymerase II-specific; zinc ion binding.